Colletotrichum orchidophilum is the source of this 2985-nucleotide messenger RNA. RefSeq lists its product as uncharacterized. The transcript has 2 exons. Gene Ontology annotation, biological process: regulation of transcription by RNA polymerase II. Lineage: Eukaryota; Fungi; Ascomycota; Sordariomycetes; Glomerellales; Glomerellaceae. Bases 1 to 2985 code for a protein of 994 amino acids. Gene Ontology annotation, molecular function: transcription coregulator activity. Gene Ontology annotation, cellular component: SAGA complex. The record is from RefSeq and is a predicted model, not a curated record.
AUGGCGCCAGUUGUGACGGCGGUUCAGCCGCCUUCUGUCGCGUCCAAGAUCAAGCGUCCUGUGCCCCCUGGCAUCCAAACCAAUGGAGCGAGCUCUAUCCGAUCAUCGCCAUCGCCUUCAAUGUCGACAAAGAAACCUCCCAACUCCGCAGCAACGAAUGGCGCGAACCUACAAUCAGCGCGGCCAAUCAAUCGCACGCGCCGUGAACAGUCGGCCCAAGGCAGUCGCAUUUCUAGGAAUAGCGUUGGACUCCGGUCGGCAUCGCUUGUCGGCGAUAUGGCAGCCGCCCAGCCUUCGCAGCCAUUGCCAUACAUUGUGACGGAUGAAUACAUUUUAAAGAAGUUCGCAGGCAACGCGCCAUCCCUAGUCGUACAUAUGCACGCAACUCAUUUCCGGUUCGAUCAGCAGGAUGGCAUUUUCCCAUACAAGUCUCCGAUGCGGUUGUUUCUGGAGCACUUGCGCGAGCGCACCGUGCCUCAUGAUCUAAUCGAAUACUUCUCAGAUGCGGGUGUGCCUUUCUACGAGGGAUGCCUGAUUGUCCAGGUCCACGACCACAAGUCGGUAGCUCAGUCGAAGGAAGUCCAGCGACCGACGUCGGCAUCGAGCAAGGUUGUGCCCUCCUCAAUUCACAAUCACAACCCAUAUAUUGUCCCUUCACCAUACGUUCCGUAUCCUAAAGAGUCACUCGGUGCGCAACCCGAUGCUGCAUCCGCCGCUCAGGAGGACACCAAACCAAAAACUGCAGAAGAGAAGGAUAAGCAGAGCAUGCCGGCACCUAGUCUGCCUGGCGAGGGUCAGAAAAGCAAGACGCCUGCAAAGCCCAAGACUUUCACCGUAGUUCUCCACCCUACGCCUGAAAGUCUUCAGGCAGACCUGCUGAUAAAGGCUACAACCCCUCGGGGCGCGGCAGACGCGCGAGGAAAUGUUGAUGGCACUGGAAUUGUGCCUCCAUCAACGCCGAUAACCAUGGUGCCGCCUACUCCUACCGCAGGCAGCAUGCCUCCUCCCGCCAAGAAGCCAAAGCGCGAGCGGAUGGAGCUUGAUGGAAGCAACAUCUAUCAAGCAGAGUCACAGAUUUUACUUGCGACCAACGCCCCUCUUUUCUUGGAGCCAACUCGAGAUACGGAGGAGACCAUUUCUCUGCUUGAUGCGUUGGCACAUCCCCAACAUUCGGACUCGCCCCCUCAGCCCAAAACCCGCAAGAGAACUGUCGCAGAGAUGGCUGCCGACGAGGCUGCAGCGGCAGACCAAGAGAGAUAUAUGCUUAUCCUGGACGAGCGCCUCUCGUCAGCUGCGAAUGGCUCGCAAGGUGGGGCCAAUGCAGCAGACAAAGAAGGUCCGGCUGUUGUGUCUACUUUCGAGCCCAGGUUCGAGCGAUUCAAGGUCAUCGCCGACAUCAAACGGGAGCACGAGGAGAGAAAGGAGCAAGAGAAGGUCGAGGCUGCUGCCAAAGAACGUCAGCUUGCACAAGAGAAGCAAAAACAGAUGCAGGAGCAGCAAGCAGUCAUUGCAGCGCAGCGCCAGGCUGAAGCUGAGAAGAUGCGGCGCGAACACCAAAUGGCCCAGGAACUCAAGGCUCGCCAAGACCAACAACAACAACAACAACUGCAGCAGCAACAGAGGGAUGCGCAGAGACAACGGGCUAUGGCUGCGAAGGCUGCUGCUAAUCAAGCUGCUCAGAACAAUCAAAACGCAGCGGCAAACUUGGCACAGCAGCAGCAGGUGAACGUAUCUAUGCCCAACGGCACAUCUGGUCCAAUACCAAGUGGUGUUCCGGCUCAGACCCAGGCACGCUUCUCUCAGGCAUCUCAACCUCCUGUUUCUCCCGUCGUCAGACAGGGCACACCCCACAGCAUGUCGUCUCCCAUGCCCGGCGCUGUACCUAUGCAGCAGAACAACUCUCAAAUGGCCAACAGUCCUCCACGCCCGCCCUCGGCCGUUCAAGGUCAUCCUCCCAACGUUGGUGGAGUCCCGAUGGCGCACAGCAUGUCUGCUCGCGCUAGCCAGCAGAGUCACCAGGCCGCCACACCUCGCAUACAGCACGGUACCCCAAAUAUGCAGGGCACGCCUGUACCCCGGCCAGCGGUUGCCGCAACGCCUCGUAUGAAUCAAGCAAGCCCACCUCCCAACAUGAUGCAGUCAAACUCCCAGAUGGGCCAGCACGUUAUGAUGGGUACUCCGGGUUCCAUGCCGCAAGCUGCGCAUAACCCUAACAUGAUUGCCGCCCAAGUUGCUCAACAACAACGAGCUAUUCAGCAACAGCAGAUGGCCGCUGCGAUGCAGAAUGGCAUGGGCGGCAUGAUGAACGGCAACAUGAUGAACGGCAACAUAAACCCCCAGCAGAUGACGCCGCAGCAGCAGCAAUUCAUGCAGCAGCAGAUGCAGCAUAGGCUGAUGAUGCAGCAGCAGCAACAGCAGCAGCGCGGCAAUAUGGGUGGCAAUAUGGGCGGCAACAUGAGUAACAUGAUGAAUCAGCAGUUGGCGCAGAGAUACGCCCAACAGCUGAGUCAGAUGGGCGCCAAUCAAAUGAACGGCGGUCAAAUGACGCCGCAGAUGCAAGCACAGCUUCAGGCCCAGCUCCAGGCGCAGAUGGGCAACCCAAUGCAGCGCCAAAUGGCCGGCGGCGGGCAAAACAUGAUGAAUGGCCAAAACAUGAACAUGCAGGCCAUGAUGCAGAUGCAGCAACAACAAGCUAUGAACAACAAUAACGCGUUGACGAAUCAAGUCAAGCUCCAGGGCCAAGCGAUAUACAACAAGCAGAUCGCCAAUCUCGCUGCCAAAUUCGGCGGCGCCGUUGAGAACAUUCCGCAGGAUCAGAUGGAGGCCUUCAAGAGGAACUGUAUGAUGGAGGCAAAGAAUCAGAUUCAGAAUGUUCUUGCCCAGCGUAGGGCACACCAGGUGAUGAUGCAGCAGCAGCAACAGCAGCAGCAGCAACAGCAACAGAUGCAGGGCAUGGGCGGUAUGAUGGGACCUCACGGGAUGUAG